Cetraspora pellucida is the source of this 291-nucleotide messenger RNA. Lineage: Eukaryota; Fungi; Glomeromycota; Glomeromycetes; Diversisporales; Gigasporaceae. The record is from the annotation of a GenBank genome assembly.
AUGCAUAUUCCUAUAAAAGAAGCACUUAAUAAUGCUCAGAUUGUUGAAACUAUAUUAAUGAUGCAAUUAGAAAAUAAGCAAGGUAAUUCAGAUAAUUUUGAUAAAGAAUUACCAAAGAUUUCUGCUUCUGAAGAAUUAGACAGAUUAAAAAAUUUUAUCUUAUUUGUUGAACAACAAAUUGAUAACAACUUCUUUGAUGAUGAUUAUUUUUCUGAUGACAAUUAUUUUUCUGACUAUGAAAGGUUUUCUGAUAACUAUUAUAGUUCUCCUAAUGAUAUUAUAACUAACUAG